UACAAUGCUACAAAGUUUCAUUUGUUUUGACGUAUACCGAAAGAAAAACCUGGCUAAUUUUCACGCAAAAAUGAAAAAGUGGAUAACCCUUAAAUCAAACAAUGACCUGUCUUCAUUGGAUCUAUGGUAGCCUACAAAACGGAGACAAAGGACAAAUAGGACAGAAGGAGACAUAAAGGACGAUGUCCUUGGUGGUUCUCUUGAUUUUCUUUGGAUUGUUGGGGCAAACUUGUGAAAAUCUGAAUAAUGUGUCUUGCUCAGCAUCAUCAACCGUUACACCACAUAAUGUGUCUGCAUCAAACACAACCGUUAUGGAAAAGGCUCAGACGAUUAACAGUGUACUGCGACAGUGGCCAGCUGCUAAUCGUACAGAGACCAAAGUUAUUAGGAGGGGGCCAUAUGUUUUUGCAAGACAGUACUGGUAUCCCAGUUUAGAAAUAGCUCUUAAAAGACCACAACCCACAUCACCUGCAUUUACAAUGGCCAUAACACCAACAUUAUCAAAUACAGCACAGCCAUCAAACAUCAUACCAACAAACACAACCAAAAAGAAAACUACCUCGAGACAAAUAUCACCAACUACAGAGCCAACAACAUCAACAGUGCCACCAACAAUCAUCACUCCAAUAUCAACAGACUUACAACAACAAACUACUGAAUCAGGACAACUAACAAUUGCAACAAAUUCCGGACUUUCAACAAACACCUCAAGUCAACAAACAGGCAUCACAUCAAAGCACACAAUGACACCUCCAUUAACCAGUACCCCACAAGCAACUACAUUAACGGAGCAAAUAAACAACACAACAAAGCUGACAACAACUACCAAUAUACAACAACCGAAGAUUACAGAAUCAGUGGGUACAGCUACUAGUGUACAAGAAACAACUAUACCGGGUGACACAACUGAUGAAAAAACAUGGAGUGCAGUUUCAUCUACAAAUCUGCCAACUACAACUGGAAAAAUAAAAUUCACACCAGCAUCACCGGACACAGCAUUUGCUCAGACUUCUUCAGUGGAAUCAGGAACCACAAAAUUGGCAACAACCGCAAUACCCGAAACAGGUACAACAGUUGAAGGACCAGUCAGACCAACAUCCCUGGUCUCCACAGCAACUGGAACAACAAAAAGGCCGACAACUGCAUUGCCCAAAACAGACAAAACCGUUAAAACAACAAUGCAAGAGGUUACAACAGAAACAGUGACGCAAUCUGGCUCAACUGCAGAGGAAAUCACAAGAACUUCUGAAAAUCCCAAAAUGAACACAACACAUGAAACUCCCAACAAAAUAACAGAGUCUGUAUCUGAAAUGGUACCAUCACCAGCAACCAUAUCAACUGGAGUAGCAGAAUCAAAUGGUAGUGCAGCUACAACAAGAUCAACAGGAGUGUCAUCAGCAUUCCCAGCAACUGCAUCAGGGACAGACAGUUCUGCUUCAAUAGCGCAUACUACACUGGAAGAACAAUCAACAUUUGCAUCAAUUACAGCUAAUGAAUCAGGGACAAGAACCGCAGCAACUGUUAUAAAUGAACCAGAAACACAUCCGACCAAGACCACACGAGCUGAGCAUGAAUCUGCUACACAGGUGAAGCCAGUUACUGUGGCUCAUACCUUAGAGGGACAGACCUCUGGCAUUAGAAUAACACAAGAGCCUGCAACACAAAUUGAUAAUGAUUCUACUCCUCCUAAAACCUCAGCAUCAGAAUUAUCUCAUGUUACAAUGGAGCCUUCACCAGGCAAAACUGAAUCUGGAACACAAGUUUCCGUUAACCCACCAACAGAAGCUUAUACCUCAGAAGGAUUUACAACUGUCAUCAAAGUAACUCAAGAGACUGUUACACAAGCUGAUAAUGAUACUGCAUCAACAGCACAUAUUACUAACACUGAAGAAUCAACAAAUGUGACUACUACAGCAAGUGUACCGGGUACCCACCCAUCAGUAAAUACUAUAACUGAAAUGGAUACCGAUGUAACCCAGACUACACCAGCUGAGGGUUCAUCCUCUGUAAUAAAUUCUGCAACAGAAGAAACAAGCACAACAACAACAGGCCUAGCAAAGAUGUCUACUCUUUCCAAAACUUCAAUCUCUGCACCAGAUUUAUCUCAUGUUACAAUGGAGCCUUUACCACACAAAACUGAUUCUCAAACACAAGUUUCUGUUAACCCACCAACAGAAGCUCAUGCCUCAGAAGGACCUACAACUGUCUUCACAGUAACACAAGAGCCUGCAACACAAGUUGAUACUACAUUUAAGGAAUUAAACACAGAGGGACUAACAAAUGCACCUACUAUAGCAACUGAUUCAGAAACAAGCACAUCAGCAAGUGUUAAAAAUGAAUCCAAGACUACACCAGUUGAGGAUUCAUCCCCUGCAAUAAAUUCUGCAACAGAAGAAACAACAACUUGGCUAGCAACGGCGUCUACUCUUCCUAAAAGCUCAACCUCGGCACCAGAUUUAUCUCAUGUUACAAUGGAGCCUUCACCAGACAUAACUGAUUCUACAACACAAGUUUCUGUUAACUCACCAACGGAAGCUCAUGCCUCAGAAGGACCUACACCUGUCUUCACAGUAACACAAGAGCCUGCAACACAAGUUGAUACUACAUUUAAGGAAUUUAACACAGAGGGACUAACAAAUGCACCUACUAUAGCAACUGAUUCAGGAACAAGCACAUCAGCAAGUGUUAAAAAUGAAUCCAAGACUACACCAGUUGAGGAUUCAUCCCCUGCAAUAAAUUCUGCAACAGAAGAAACAACAACUUGGCUAGCAACGGCGUCUACUCUUCCUAAAAGCUCAACCUCGGCACCAGAUUUAUCUCAUGUUACAAUGGAGCCUUCACCAGACAUAACUGAUUCUACAACACAAGUUUCUGUUAACUCACCAACGGAAGCUCAUGCCUCAGAAGGACCUACACCUGUUUUCACAGUAACACAAGAGCCUGCAACACAAGUUGAUAAUGAUACUGCAUCAACAGCACAUAUUACGUUUACCAAAUCAAACACAGAAGAAUCAACAAAUGCAACUACUACAGCAAGUGUACCAGGUACCCACACAUCAGUAAAGGCUAUAAAUGAAACGGAUACAGAUGUUACCCAGACUACACCAGCUGAGGGUUCAUCUACUGUAAUAAAAUCUGCAACAGAAGAUACAAGCACAACAACAACAGGCCUAGCAAAGGUGUCAACUCUUUCCAAAACUUCAACCUCUGUACCAGAAUUACCUCAUGUUACAAUGGAGCCUUCAUCAGCCAAAACUGAAUCUGCAACACAAGUGUCAAUGAAGCCAGUAACAGAAGCUCAUGCCUCAGAAGGACCUACAACUGUCAUCAAAGAAACACAAGAGCCUGCAACACAAGCUGAUAACGAUACUGCAUCAACAGCACAUAUUACGUUUACUGAAUCAAACACAGAAGAAUCAACAAAUGUGCCUACUACACCAAAUGAAUCAGGAACAAGCACAUCAGCAAGUGUUGUAAAUGAAUCAGAAACAAGUGCAUCCAAGACUACCCCAGUUGAGGGUUCAUCUGCAAUAAAUUCUUCCACAGAAGGUAUGAGGACAACAACACCAGGCCUAGCAAAGAUGUCCACUCUUCCCAAAAACUCAAUCUUUGUACCAGAAUUACCUCAUGUUACAAUGGAGCCUUCAUCACCCAAAACUGAAUCUGCAACACAAGCAUCAAUGAAGCCAGUAACAGAAGCUCAUGCCUCAGAAGGACCUACAACUGUCAUCAAAGAAACACAAGAGCCUGCAACAGAAGCUGAUAACGAUACUGCAUCAACAGCACAUAUUACGUUUACUGAAUCAAACACAGAAGAAUCAACAAAUGUGCCUACUACACCAAAUGAAUCAGGAACAAGCACAUCAGCAAGUGUUGUAAAUGAAUCAGAAACAAGUGCAUCCAAGACUACCCCAGUUGAGGGUUCAUCUGCAAUAAAUUCUUCCACAGAAGGUAUGAGGACAACAACACCAGGCCUAGCAAAGAUGUCCACUCUUCCCCAAAACUCAAUCUCUGUACCAGAAUUACCUCAUGUUACAAUGGAGCCUUCAUCACCCAAAACUGAAUCUGCAACACAAGCAUCAAUGAAGCCAGUAACAGAAGCUCAUGCCUCAGAAGGACCUACAACUGUCAUCAAAGAAACACAAGAGCCUGCAACAGAAGCUGAUAACGAUACUGCAUCAACAGCACAUAUUACGUUUACUGAAUCAAACACAGAAGAAUCAACAAAUGUGCCUACUACACCAAAUGAAUCAGGAACAAGCACAUCAGCAAGUGUUGUAAAUGAAUCAGAAACAAUUGCAUCCAAGACUACCCCAGUUGAGGGUUCAUCUGCAAUAAAUUCUUCCACAGAAGGUAUGAGGACAACAACACCAGGCCUAGCAAAGAUGUCCACUCUUCCCAAAAACUCAAUCUCUGUACCAGAAUUACCUCAUGUUACAGUGGAGCCUUCAUCACCCAAAACUGAAUCUGCAACACAAGCAUCAAUGAAGCCAGUAACAGAAGCUCAUGCCUCAGAAGGACCUACAACUGUCAUCAAAGAAACACAAGAGCCUGCAACAGAAGCUGAUAACGAUACUGCAUCAACAGCACAUAUUACGUUUACUGAAUCAAACACAGAAGAAUCAACAAAUGUGCCUACUACACCAAAUGAAUCAGGAACAAGCACAUCAGCAAGUGUUGUAAAUGAAUCAGAAACAAGUGCAUCCAAAGCUACCCCAGUUGAGGGUUCAUCUGCAAUAAAUUCUUCCACAGAAGGUAUGAGGACAACAACAGCAGGCCAAGCAAAGAUGUCCACUCUUCCCAAAAACUCAAUCUCUGUACCAGAAUUACCCCAUGUUACAAUGGAGCCUUCAUCACCCAAAACUGAAUCUGCAACACAAGUGUCAAUGAAACCAGUAACAGAAGCUCAUGCCUCAGAAGGACCUACAACUGUCAUCAAAGAAACACAAGAGCCUGCAACACAAGAUGAUAACGAUACUGCAUCAACAGCACAUAUUACGUUUACUGAAUCAAACACAGAAGAAUCAACAAAUGUGCCUACUACACCAAAUGAAUCAGGAACAAGCACAUCAGCAAGUGUUGUAAAUGAAUCAGAAACAAGUGCAUCCAAAGCUACCCCAGUUGAGGGUUCAUCUGCAGUAAAUUCUUCCACAGAAGGUAUGAGGACAACAACACCAGGCCUAGCAAAGGUGUCAACUCUUUCCAAAACUUCAACCUCUGUCCCAGAAUUACCUCAUGUUACAAUGGAGCCUUCAUCACCCAAAACUGAAUCUGCAACACAAGCGUCAAUGAAGCCAGUAACAGAAGCUCAUGCCUCAGAAGGACCUACAACUAUCAUCAAAGAAACACAAGAGCCUGCAACACAAGCUGAUAACGAUACUGCAUCAACAGCACAUAUUACGUUUACUGAAUCAAACACAGAAGAAUCAACAAAUGUGCCUACUACACCAAAUGAAUCAGGAACAAGUACAUCAGCAAGUGUUUUAAAUGAAUCAGAAACAAGUGCAUCCAAGACUACCCCAGUUGAGGGUUCAUCUGCAAUAAAUUCUUCCACAGAAGGUAUGAGGACAACAACACCAGGCCUAGCAAAGGUGUCAACUCUUUCCAAAAACUCAAUGUCUGUACCAGAAUUACCUCAUGUUACAAUGGAGCCUUCAUCACCCAAAACUGAAUCUGCAACACAAGUGUCAAUGAAGCCAGUAACACAAGAGCCUGCAACACAAGAUACUAAUAAUUCUUUAUCAACAGCACAUGAAUCGAACACAAACAAAUCAACAAAUGCAACUACUGCAGCAAGUGCACCGGGUACAAACACAUCAGCAAAUGGUAUAAAUGAAACAAAACCAAAUGCAACCAAGGCUACACCAGUUGAAGGUUCAUCUGUAAAAAAUUCUUCAACAGAGGGUACGAGGACAACAACAACAGGCCUAGCAAAAGUGUCCACUCUUCCCAAAAACUCAACCACGGAACCAGAAUUACCUCACGUUACAAUGAAACCUUCACCAGCCAAAAGUGAAUCUCCAAUACAAGUUGCGCCAACUGCAUCAAAACCAAAUGCAUCAGCUACAACUGUAAUACUGGAUUUGUAUACUGCUCCUCCUUUUCUUAAUGAGGGAGGCAUAGGCUUAACAUUCAGUCUAAAUGACACUUUUGAGCCAACAUAUAAGACCAGAACAACCCCUACCUUCCUUAUUCUGGCCAAUAAAGUGGUUAACAUGAUAAACAAACUUUACAAGGAAAAGUUUAAAGAAUUCAAACGGUCAAGAGUCAACAGUUUCUCGAAGGGAUCAAUUGUAGUUGAUAUGACUCUGGUCUUUGAGAACACUUCUGUAGUCCCAAGCAUCCUUCAAGUAGAAGAUGUUCUAUACAAUGCUGUUGAGAUUGACAAUCCCAUGAAAGUCAUAAUUGGAACAAUUAAAGCAGAGCCUUUAGCUACUACAACUGCAAUUACCACACCUAGUCAUGCAAAUAUUGUACAAAAUACUACUAUGAACUUGACAGCAAUCACAGGGCACACAAACACGGCAUCUACAUGGAUGAUUCACUAUUCAAUAGUGGCUAUAACUGCCACCAUCAUUGUUUUUGUAACUCAAGCUUAACAGAUUCAAACUAAGUGCAAGGCAAGCUGAUAAAGAAGAUGCAAUACAGUUACAUUUUAGACAUAAUAUUAUUAUGUUAUAUUAACCUUAACCAAUAUUUUUACGGGUUAUGGUGCAUUAAGGUUAUGGUGCACCAGUUACCUUCUGCACUUUAAUUCAGAAUAAAAUGGUUUUAUUAAAAUACUGAUUUUUAUUUUUAUACUGUGUUGUAUACCAUAAUUAUAACAUAAACUGUUUUGAACCAGAAGUUGGUUGAUAAAAUAGGAAAAUGGUGACUAUUUUAAAGAUACUAAAAUAACACAGUUUUAAUUUAUCUGGGAUUGGGAUUUUUCUUCAUAAAACAAUUCAAAUAUUUACAUUUCUAUUAUUUUUUAGUUUGGAGUUAAGCUGGAGUUAAAAAAGGGGGGAAAGAAACAUGAAUACAGACUAUAGCAAUCCUCUUCAUUGUUUGGGUCAUUUUUUGUUGGAUUACAACUUAAAUUUGCAAAAUCAGAUUACUAAAAUAAAAAUAAUAAAUUAAAGAAACAUAUAUUUAACAAUAAUUAUUUUUUCAGUAUUGUUAAAUGCUUAUAUAAUUUUGCUUAAUGUCAAUGAACUUAUAUUAUAUGGGUAUUCUGUUUUUCUGGGUUCAUCAAAUUAAAAAGUUAAUGCAUUUUGACAGAA
Paramisgurnus dabryanus is the source of this 7262-nucleotide messenger RNA. RefSeq lists its product as uncharacterized. NCBI's taxonomy places the organism in Eukaryota, Metazoa, Chordata, Actinopteri, Cypriniformes, Cobitidae. The record is from RefSeq and is a predicted model, not a curated record.